Messenger RNA from Magallana angulata, 945 nucleotides. RefSeq names its product transcription intermediary factor 1-beta-like. The transcript has 2 exons. NCBI's taxonomy places the organism in Eukaryota, Metazoa, Mollusca, Bivalvia, Ostreida, Ostreidae. The record is from RefSeq and is a predicted model, not a curated record. The coding region runs from base 71 to 892 and encodes 273 amino acids. Gene Ontology annotation, molecular function: zinc ion binding.
GAAACGAAUGGAAAUUUUUUAAAAGUAACUGUUCCGAGUGUUUUCAUGUAUUUCUAUACAAAGAAUAGUAAUGGCAAGAAACCAAGCACAGGGCAUCGUCGUCUGCCAGAUGUGUCCAAAUCCCGUGGAAAAUCAUUGUAACCUUUGUCAUGUUGACCUUUGUUCUUCAUGCAUUCUAGAGCACAUGAAAGACAAGACCAAGAGACACGAAAUUGUCGAGUUCAUCAACAGAAAGAAAGGAUAUGUUCUACCUGAAUGCAACUUACACAAGAAAACGCAUUGUGAAAUGUUCUGCAGAGAUUGCCGUAUACCAACUUGUGUAUUUUGUGUUACAACUAUUCACAAAAAACAUGACAUUAAAGGUCUUAGAGAAAUUAUCGAGAACAGAAAACAACAAAUAGUUGGCGAUUUAAAAGAACUGGAAGAUGUCAUUGUUCCAGCAUACAAAAACGUCACAACGGAUUUAUCUUCUGCUGAAUUAGAUAAAGUCCUCACUGCCAUACAGGAUCACGAAGAUGAAAUGUGCAGGAUGGCCCAUGAUAUUGGCAACCAAAUGCGGGAUGAGGUUAUCAAGCAAAAACGAACAUCUGAGCAGCAGAACAGAGAAACGUUGUCUAUGGCAGCAAUACUUGAAAAGGAACUGCAUAAAAUUAUCAACACCAGCAAAAGCAUUCUAAAAUCAUCUGAUGCCACAUCAUAUCUGAACUAUGAGUCCAGGAAUGAAAAAUUUCGGAAUGGGUUAAAAAAGAAUGACUUGCCCUGUCCAAUUUUUCUUUCCUGGUCGGAUUACACAAGAGCAGUUUCUGGGUAUUUUUGGAGGACUAAAAAUGUCAAAGAAAAUACUAGAAACCCCGGUCAAUUUAGGUAUCAUUCAAAGCCCUUGCGGAAGUAAUCGGGGAUCGAAACUAUGGAACGUAGUGUGUGAUGAAAAAGAUAAGAUAUGGA